This is a messenger RNA of Ylistrum balloti, 1869 nucleotides long. RefSeq names its product cholinesterase 1-like. The coding region runs from base 1 to 1869 and encodes 622 amino acids. The record is from RefSeq and is a predicted model, not a curated record. The transcript is spliced from 11 exons. NCBI's taxonomy places the organism in Eukaryota, Metazoa, Mollusca, Bivalvia, Pectinida, Pectinidae.
AUGAAUAUCUUGCUCUUUUUCCCUGUUUCAUUCACAUUUUUGUUCAGUUUUUGCACAUGUGGUAAUCAGAAUCCUAUUCGUAGGACAAAAUACGGACGAGUGCGUGGAUUUACACAAACAGUAUAUGAUGGGAAAAAGGUGGAGAAAUACCUGGGGAUUCCCUACGCCAGACCUCCUAUCGGCGAGUUACGGUUUAUGCCCCCUGUCGCCCCAAAAACAUGGCACGAAGGGACGUUGAAUGCGAUAGAGCUGGGCCCCGCCUGUCCCCAGCCAAGUGGAGGUCUGGCAUACAUCGAGCUUCAUGUUCCGGGCUUUAACAAGACAAGUGAAGAUUGCUUGUAUCUCAACGUUUACACACCAAAGAAAGGACAUCAUUUCGUAAACACUCUGCCAGUUCUAGUGUUUAUACACGGCGGGUCCUAUUACAAUGGGAUGGGAGCCAUUUUCGAUGGAAGCGCUCUUGCCGCUCAAGACAUUGUCGUCGUUUCCAUCAACUAUCGGAUCGGGCCACUUGGUUUCCUCGCAACUGGUGACGCCGACUUACCAGGAAAUUAUGGGAUGUUGGACAUCAUCGCCGCCCUACAGUGGACAAGAGACAACAUUGCUUAUUUCCAUGGCAACCCUGACCUUGUCACAAUAGAUGGCCAUAGCGCCGGUGGAUGCAGUGCGGGUCUCGUCAUGAUGUCUCCACUAGCUAAAGGACUCUUCAGACGAGUUAUUAUACAGAGUGGCUCGCCUUUGGCCCAUUGGGCAGUGACCAGAUACCCAGGGGGACAGAGCGUUCAUUUUAAGGUUUUUGCCUCUGCUUUCGACUGUUUGUUUGAAGAUUCGGCACAGAUUAAGAAAUGUCUACAGGCAGUUCCAUCCAAGCGGAUGCAUUCCUUCAUCUCACAAAAUUAUGACGCGUCACCAUCACUGUCCCCACAAUUCCGUCCGGUAGUGGACGGAUACUUCAUGCCAGACACCCCAGAAAGGAUGGCCGUCUUGGGAGACUUUGAGGUGGAGAGUAUCCUCACCGGUGCUACCAAGGACGAGGGACUCAUUGCCGCAAUUCCAUUCAUCAAAGCUUUUGGUGGUAAAGGUCAAGGUCGGGCAAAACUACUGACCCUGAUGUACUGUUUUAGAGGUGACCUUCCAGAAAUACCAGGUAUCGUAGAUACGUUGCUAGAGCAUUACACCCAGUGGCCUUAUAUAACCUCAGACACAUCAAUUCAGGAUAGUUUCUCGGAGAUGGUCGGCGACUAUUAUAUAACAGCGCCCACACACAAAAUAGCUUCUUUGCUGUCUCAGCGCAAUACGACGGUCUACCUCUAUAACUACGAGUACAAGUCUGUGUAUGCGCUGUGGGACGGAGUAAUUCAUGGAGCAGAGCUGUUCUACCUAUCAGGUUUCCCUAUGUCAGGUCAUGCAAACUUCCGGUACAGCGAAAGUGACCGGAAAAUGUCGGAAACGUUGCUGUAUCUUUGGUCAAGUUUUGCGCGAAACGGACUUCCGUCUUUGAUUCCACACAAUCAGUUCUAUAUAGACAGAUACACCGUCAACAGACCAACCUUUGCCAGAAUUACCACAGGUAACCAUAGACCUCACAUUGAAAUGGACAUGAAACUGAAACCUUCAAAGUUGUCAUUUUGGAACGAAAAAGUUCCCGAGCUAUACCGCCAAAGGUAUGCCAAUAAGCUGGUUGCCAAGGGAGAACUUAUGUCCCGGGAUUACGUCAUUAGUAGCGCCAAUUCAUGGGCGCUGAUUGCGUCAUGCAUCGGGUUGUCUGUGCUGACUAUUCUGUUCUCUAUAGGGUACUGUAAGAGCAGAAGGAGGAUAAAGAAGAUUCUACAACAUAACGGCGUUCCAAUGUCCAACAGAAUUAUAUAG